Molecule: messenger RNA, 837 nt
Organism: Oncorhynchus tshawytscha (Chinook salmon)
Lineage: Eukaryota; Metazoa; Chordata; Actinopteri; Salmoniformes; Salmonidae
Gene: il20
Product: interleukin 19 like
Exons: 5
Coding region: 1-555 (184 amino acids)
Cellular component (GO): extracellular region
Source: RefSeq, a predicted model, not a curated record
AUGAAGCUGCUGUUAAGCCCCACCAUCCCCAGGCUCCUCUUCCUGUUAGCGUGUCUCAGUGGGUGUGGCUUGGGACAUGGCAUACACCUGGGAACCUGCUCUGUCACUGUACACACUCACGAACUACGCAAGCACUACACAGAGAUACGGAGCUCUGUGAUAGCAGCAGACAGUCAGAUGGGAGUGAGACUGCUGAGGGGAGACGUGAUGAGGAACAUACAGGAGGGGGAGUACUGCUGUUUCCUGCGUCUUUUGCUACGUUUUUAUGUGGAGAGAGUGUUUGUUAGCCACGGCAUGUCUCAGCCACUGCACCGACGCUCAACCAGCGCUCUCGCUAAUAGUUUCCUCACAAUCAACAAGGACCUGAGGCAAUGUCACUGCCACUGUGGAGAAGAUACCAGGAGAAGAAUGGACUCCCUACAGGCCCAGUUUGACAAGCUGGAGAUCUACCAGGCAGCAGUAAAGGCUAUAGGAGAGCUGGAUUCUCUACUGGACUGGCUGGAAGAACUCAAGCACAACUCACACACAACUCACACAGACAGAAAACACAUAUGAAAAUGUGUAAAUAUUGCAGUACAGAUGAUAUGUUACAUUUUUGUUACCACAUAUAAUUUAUUUGAUGGGAUAAGUUUACCUGAAAGGAAUAUUUAUUCAUGUGUGUAUUGAUGCUAAUGUAUGUAUUAAAAGAGACAUAUGUCAGUCUCAGAUGGUUGUCUAAGUUCCAUAAAUAAUGUUUCUGUGAUAGUGUUAUUAACCAGUGUGAAUUUGACCAAACUGUCGAAUUUCACUACAAAUUACAUGUACAGUGCCUUCGGAAAGUAUUCAGACCCCUUGACU